UUGCUUAAUUUUUUCAAGUUUCACAAGAUAGAGAGAACCAUGAUAAUCCAAGAGGAAGGAGACCAGCAAUCAAAGAUUUUAUACGACCUAGUUUCCAUGAUCAUCAACACUCUCAAGCUCCCUCCAUUACCCUUCCCUCUCUCCACUCCAUAUCCAUCAUCAUAUUCUUCAACUUCUUCGUCUUCGUCUUCCUCUAAGAGACAGCCAUGGUGGAUGACAAUAUUGUUAAAAUUUCCGUAUGAUUCACCGGCAGUAUUGGUGUCUCUUUUUCUAUGCAUAUACUUAGCCUUGAUGCUUUUUGGAUCGGUGAUUUUCUUGACUGGGUUGCUUUUGUUGCCGUGGAUUACUGUUCUAGUGGUGGUUUUCUAUGCUGCUGCUUUUGUUUCCAAUGUAUCCUUCAUGGGUCGUUUUUUUCUUGGUUCCAUUGGGGUUGCACUUGCACGAGGGUGUUCUAGAGGAGAUAAGGCCAACAUGCUGCUAAAGCGCCAUGAUAAUGUCAAAUAACAGAGUCUUGUAACUUAGAAUUGUUAUUGAUAUUGACAUUUUACAUUUGCAAGAACUUAUGUAUUUCAUCUAGUUACUUGUUUCAAUUUUGAUUUCUUCAAUCAACUGAGCUAGCCUGUUUUAUUGAUAUGUAUUUUCUUCACUUAAAAUUUGGUCUCUAAUGU
Molecule: messenger RNA, 668 nt
Organism: Vicia villosa (hairy vetch)
Lineage: Eukaryota; Viridiplantae; Streptophyta; Magnoliopsida; Fabales; Fabaceae
Exons: 2
Coding region: 40-504 (154 amino acids)
Source: RefSeq, a predicted model, not a curated record